This is a messenger RNA of Ceratotherium simum simum (southern white rhinoceros), 426 nucleotides long. It is a transcript of the gene SMIM7, whose product is annotated as small integral membrane protein 7. Lineage: Eukaryota; Metazoa; Chordata; Mammalia; Perissodactyla; Rhinocerotidae. The record is from RefSeq and is a predicted model, not a curated record.
CGUGCUCCUCCCCUCCCGCCCUGGGGCUUCCGCUUCCGGUUCCGACUGAUGCUGCCGCCGUAACGAUGAUCGGAGACAUCCUGCUGUUCGGGACGCUGCUGAUGAACGCCGGGGCGGUGCUCAACUUUAAGCUGAAAAAGAAGGAUACACAGGGCUUUGGGGAGGAGUCAAGGGAGCCAAGCACAGGGGACAACGUCCGGGAGUUCUUACUGAGCCUCAGAUACUUCCGAAUCUUCAUCGCCCUGUGGAAUGUCUUCAUGAUGUUCUGCAUGAUUGUGCUCUUUGGCUCCUGAGCCCCAGAUACGGAACCAGGAACACACCUUCCCAGAUGUCAAGUCUCCUUCCCUCCGUUCCUGAUGACUUCAAGAAUGUUUUUGACUGGAAAACCAGUGACCUUCCCAGAAAGCCCAAGCUCGUGGUGGGUGG